AUGAAGACUUCUGUUGUCCUUGCUGCCAUUUCGGCUGGUGGUGUUGUGGCCGUGCUGCCUCCGCCCCAGAACUUCCCCGCCUGUGGUACAACCUGCUUCGGAAAUAUGCUGAACCAAGCCUCUCAGCUUGGCUGUGGUGACUCAGGCUCAACCGAGGAUGCCGUUGACGGCGCUUGUCUCUGCAAGAAUCCUGACUUCUCUUACGGAAUCAUCGAUUGCGCCAAUGCAGCCUGCCCUGAAGGCGCAGCCCCAACGGUUGUUCAGUAUGGCGUUGACUGGUGCGCUGACCGAGGUGUUGUCGUCGGCGGUCUCAGUGCUACUGCCAGCUCUGAGUUCAUCUCUUCAGCUACUGCCACCGUCUCUGCUGCUGCUACUGCUAGCAGCGAGAGCAGCACGUCUCUUGGCUCAGAAACUGUCAUCGUGGCCACUACCACCAACAGUGACGGUUCUACUGUUACUACCACUUUCCCAGCUAGCUCGGGCGAGUCCUCCUCGGAGGUUGUGAUUCCUGUAUCCACGACCGAUGUGGAAGCGACUUCAACCAACAGCGACGGAUCCGCUGUGACUACGACUGUUGCCAGCACCAUCUUCUCGACCUCGACUGCUGCUGCAACUGGCUCAGAUUCAGCCACUGAUAACUCUUCAGCACCAGAGUCUACCUUUGUCACUGAGACAACAGCUACUAUCAGUGGUUCGACUGUGGUGACCAGCGCCACCGUCACCAGUACAGAUACCGACGCAGCCAGCAGCACGGGAGAAGCAGCUACCUCCACCGACUCUGACGGCGGCUCUCGCCCCACUGCUAUCCCCGUUGAUGCCAGUUUGUGGUACCCAAAUUUUUGUGGCAGGAUUUAA
This is a messenger RNA of Xylaria bambusicola, 855 nucleotides long. RefSeq lists its product as uncharacterized. NCBI's taxonomy places the organism in Eukaryota, Fungi, Ascomycota, Sordariomycetes, Xylariales, Xylariaceae. The record is from RefSeq and is a predicted model, not a curated record. Bases 1 to 855 code for a protein of 284 amino acids. The transcript has 5 exons.